This is a messenger RNA of Pungitius pungitius (ninespine stickleback), 5113 nucleotides long. It is a transcript of the gene tars2, whose product is annotated as threonyl-tRNA synthetase 2, mitochondrial. Bases 2927 to 4993 code for a protein of 688 amino acids. Gene Ontology annotation, cellular component: cytoplasm. Lineage: Eukaryota; Metazoa; Chordata; Actinopteri; Perciformes; Gasterosteidae. Gene Ontology annotation, biological process: threonyl-tRNA aminoacylation. The transcript is spliced from 18 exons. The record is from RefSeq and is a predicted model, not a curated record. Gene Ontology annotation, molecular function: threonine-tRNA ligase activity; ATP binding.
GAUUCACUUGCACCUCAACCCUUGUGGGUUUAAAACAAAACAAAAACAAAGGGUCGGCACAAUGGCAGCAAUCCUCCAUGUUGUGCAGGAAUUAAUGCCGUAAUGUUUCCCCUCAGUUCCACCUGCAUGUGGUCAGUCCGCACGGUGAGAGGCGCACGGCGGGUGUAGCUGCUCAAACCCUCGUGUCUCUUGUGCUUAUCGAAACGGUGUGUUUUUGUUUUUUGUUUUUUUUCCUCCUGUGCUUACAGUCACAUCAAGAUGCACCGAGCACCUGCAAACGGUCCCGCAUAAAGUUUGAUACAUUGUUAAAAUGUAACCACAGAGAGUGUCUGUCACUACAGUGUUUCUCCGUUCAUCAGAGCGCUGGUGUUUUACUGAAUGUUAUACCAGUCUGUUACCACUUUCUGUAAACUGUAUAUCUUUUUUUUUUUAUCUGAUCACUCGCUGAAACAGCUAAAUACCAGUUUGGUGUGUUCACGUUUCACAGUGAAAGCUAGAUUUGCUGUUAUAUAUAAAAAAAAAACAUCCUACUUCCAGAGCACUCAUCAAGUUCUACAUUUCAAGUGUCCCUAUAAAUAACCUCUUAUCCAUUUCCUCCAUGACAAAUUAAGUUUGAAAUUGAUUGAAGAUGUGACAAAGCUGAUGGUCUGUGUAUAUUUGAGAAGUUUAACUGCUGUUCUCAUCAAUGAUGCUAUACCCCAGAUCUUUGAGUGUCCAAUCCUUUCUGGUGUGAUGAACAUGCACUCAUUCUGUUAUCGUCAUAGUGAAUAUAUGCAUUCUUUAAGAGCAUAUUCUGCAAUUUUCUUUUAAUUUUUUUUAUUACACAAAGCAUAUUGCAGAUCACAAGACCUCAAUUUUAGUGUAAAGUUGUGCGUUCUAGCCAGUUUUCCUCACACACUUAAUGCGGCUAACAUUUUGUCUGCCGUUGCACUAUUGACUGUAAGCAGUCGGUGUCUUGAUCUAAUGAGGGAGGAGCUGUGCUGUUUUCCAUGACUCUUGUUCUGCCUACUAAGACCUCUACCUUUGUCUAAUUACCUCCUUCAGAAGACUGAUUGUUUCUUCUUUUUUUUUCUUUUUUUUUUGAUUGUUGCUGAACAUUUGCACACUACGAUUUACACUGUUGUUGGAAAGCCACAUUUUAGAAAUGCCAUUCAGUAACUCUGUGACACUAGUGAUAUCCGCUUAGCACAGGAAUUGACCAUCACGCAUUUACUGAAUUCACUGCAUACAUUAUGACAGACUGUUUGAGCAGCUUUAACCUCAGUCGCAACAUUAAUGGAAUAACACUAAGCAAUGACUGUACACAAUUAUUAGAAAAAAUAUAUAUUAAUUUUAAUCAAGUUAAUCUCUAAGGAUGAAAUUACUUAAUGGGUUGCGCGAGAAUCUAUUGUCAUUCAAAGAAUCAUUCAAAGUAAAAUGUUUCCUUAUGGCCCCAGUGCCAUUCUUCUGCAGUUAUUUAUGACAAUUGUGAUAUGUUAAGCUAAUUAAUAUGUUAAUUUAACUGCAGAGUUAAGUCCUUAAUGUUAAAUACAGAUACAUUAGACCAACCCACCAGCUCUCCGUUUUAUGCAGUCUUCUUAUGCAGGACAGCAGACCUACUGCUUGUAAACGGGUAGUGCGUGUGUGCUUUUCGGUGUUUUUCCUAGACCUAGUGAAAUAAGUUUAUAAAAAUGGGACCACCUUAAAUUAUUUAAAUAAAUAGAAUCCAUAUAGGUUGAUCAUCGAUUGGGUUCAACCACAGUUAAAUUAACUGUCUAGAUGGGGCCAGCUAGUGACACUUUAGACGUAUUUAUAGCUGUCUUGAUGCACAAUAUUUAUGAAAUUACAUGUUUCAACAUAUUUUGAAAUUAAUUGCCAAAUAAUACAUCGUACUUCGAUACUAUGUAGAAGAAUUGAGCGCGUUUUGAAAGUGCUGUAGCUUCCCCUAGUGGCAGUUCAAUGGUACUUCAGCUCUUAUGUCUAAUGGAGUGUCGUGUACCUCCAUUUGUUGCGGUAACCACAGUACUAGUAAUCCUUCGGGAAAUGGUGACAAUCAAAAUUGUCCCUAAUCAGAAUUGACGGAGGUUUAUCCUAAUUUGUUUAAACGGCAUCUAUCAGUCCCCCGGACAAUUAUUACUUAUUAAAAGAAUCCAACGUUGCAUUCAAUGUAAAGUUUUGAUAUUUUCAAACUGCUAUUGCAGUAGUUCCUGCAGGGAAGGCUAGAAAUAAUAAAUAACAUCUAGAAAUAAUUGGAACGGUAAUUGCUGAAGAUGGUUUUUACACAAUAUAUUAGACGUUUACGGGGUAACAUUUUGCCCUCAAAUAUCUCAGAAAUCGUAUUUAUUUCACUAUACUAACUAAUAUCUAAGGCACUACAAUAACCGGCUUUACAUGCAGCAGUAGUUUUGAUGCGAGGUGCGCAUCUCCGUGAUGGAGCACGUGACUGCUGUUCAUCCUUGUAGCCUGACGUCAUGCUGUGGUCCUGUGUGGAAGUACUUUGGGGUGCGUACUAGUGGGUAUGCACUGCAGGCGCAGUUUAGCUGAUGUCCUGUGCUCGCUUGUGGUCAUGUGUUGUGUUUCAUCUGGAGCUGAGUCAAAGAGGAAGCCGUGUUUCGUUCAAAUAUUCCGCAUAAUUUAAUUUUCUUAAGGUUCCUGACCUAAAUGUGCAUGGCUUUAGCUGAUAAAAUCGCUCUAUUAGCCCUCAAACACAUGCAAAUGUUGACUGUAUGUUUCUUGGCGCGCGUUCUGGUGCUGGACGCCUGGGUGCGCGCACGCUGCUUCGUAAUAGCAUCAUGCGUGUGCACGUCGACAACGUCACCGCAGCUUUUUUCCUUCUAUUUUUUUAUAUAUCUGCUUCCGGUGUUAUGGCCGCUCGCAGAGCAGGGUGACAGUCAAAUGUGGGACCUGUGGAAAUGAGCGCGGGGUGUUUGGGCAGGAGUUUUAGAGGAUGGCUGUGACGCGGCUAUUUCGGGUGAUAGUCGGUCGGACAGCGGCUCGCGUGCACAGGAGGUACAGCCAGGUGUGCCCAGCUUCAUCUGAGCGACUGCGGAUCUUUGAGUCCCUCAGGGAUAAACGCUGCAGCGACAGCAGAGUUGAAGCUACAGGAACUCCGCUCAGUAUCCAGCUGGCUGAUGGCCGGACCGUGAAGGGAACAGCUGGUGUCACCACACCUCUCUUUGUUGCGCAGAGUGUGCGUGUGAAAGGAGCUCUGGUGAGUAAAGUGAAUGGGGAGUUGUGGGAGCUUGGGCGGCCCCUAGAGGCCGACUGUGAGCUGCACCUUCUGGGCUUUGACACAGAUGAGGGAAGACAGGUGGCAUGGCGGACAGGAGCCUGCGUCCUAGGUGGAGUGUUGGAGAAUGAAUUUGGGGCCGAGGUUUGCAGAGAAGGGGCGUCAGAGCUCGGGCUUUACUGUGACCAUCUACUACACACCGGUGCCUGGUCUCUGGGCGAUGUGGAAGAGAGAUGUAAGAAGGCUGCAGCCCUCAAGCUUCCUCUGUCCCGACUGGAACUGAACUCGGAAGAGGUCCGAGAGCUCUUCCAGAACAGCAUGCUGAGACUUCAGCUCGUAGAGGAGCAGAUGAACGGUCCCACCAUCACAGUCUACAGGUGUGGAGACAGCAUAGCGGUCUGCAAAGGCCCCCUCCUCCCGCACACGGGCUUCCUCAAAGUGUUCAAGACACUCCAGCUGUCACCUGUGACCCUGGCCAAUCAGACGGAGUCCUCCGGUUUGAUGCGUCUUUUAGGUGUGGCCUUUCCAAGAGAGAAGGACAAAGAGCAGUGGGAGAGGGAGCAGGAGGAGGCGAGGAGGAGGGACCACAGACGCAUUGGGACAGACCAGGAGCUGUUCUUUUUUAACGACGUGAGUCCAGGAAGCUGCUUUUUCUUGCCUAAAGGAGCCUUCAUCUACAACACCCUCACUGACUUCAUUAAGAGUGAGUACCGAAGGCGAGGAUUCAACGAGGUCGUGACCCCGACUUUGUACAGCACGGCAUUAUGGGAGCGCUCGGGUCACUGGGAGCACUACAGCGAGAACAUGUUCACUGUGACAGCAGAGGGCUCUCAGACCUACGCUCUCAAACCCAUGAACUGUCCUGCACACUGUCUGAUGUUUGAGCAGCGCGUCCGCUCGUGGAAAGAGCUUCCUCUGCGCUGGGCCGACUUCGGGGCGCUGCAUCGCAACGAGCUCUCCGGAGCGCUCGGAGGUCUCACUCGAGUACGGCGGUUCUGCCAGGACGAUGCUCACAUCUUCUGCACACCUGAGCAGCUGGAAGAAGAGAUUGGGGCUUGUUUGGACUUUGUGAGGAGUGUCUAUCAAGUGUUUGGGUUUUCCUUCCACUGCCUCCUGUCUACACGUCCUGCACCGUGCCUCGGGGACCCUGAACAGUGGGACAAUGCUGAGCAGCAGCUGGAGAGGAGUCUGCAGCACUUUGGUGAGCGCUGGGAGUUGAAUCCAGGAGACGGCGCCUUCUACGGACCCAAGAUUGACAUUCUGAUCAAAGAUGCCAUUGGCAGACAACACCAGUGUGCCACCAUCCAGUUGGACUUCCAGCUGCCCAUCAAAUUUGACCUUCAAUACGUCGGUGGGGACGGACAGUUGCGGAGGCCGGUGAUGAUCCACAGAGCAGUGCUGGGGUCACUGGAGAGAAUGAUCGCCAUACUGGCCGAAAACUUUGGAGGGAAAUGGCCCCUGUGGUUGUCGCCGGCGCAGGUCAUGGUUAUUCCUGUGGGGGGCAACAGUGAGUCAUACAGCAAACAGGUGGUGCAGCAGUUCAGUGAAGCUGGCUUCAUGGCUGAUUUGAAUGAUGAUCUGGGAGCAACCUUAAAUAAGAAGAUCCGCUCUGCUCAGCUCGCCCAGUACAACUACAUAUUUGUGGUGGGAGAUAAGGAGAGUGAAAGUGGAGCAGUGAAUGUGCGGUGCAGAGGGGGCGUGCAGCUGGGGAGACGGCCGACAGAGGAGGUGCUGACAGCCCUCACACGGCUACGAGACACCAGGAGCAACCUAGAAGAGUUCUGAUGAAAAGGUCCUCAGUAAUGAUGAGUCCCUGAUGUAGUAAGUGUUGUGGUACAUAUUCAAGCUGUUAUACUUGUUCAAAGCGAUGGAUGCUAAUAAUUUGUAAUAAAAGAAUAGCAAAUA